Symbiodinium necroappetens is the source of this 396-nucleotide messenger RNA. The record is from the annotation of a GenBank genome assembly. Lineage: Eukaryota; Dinophyceae; Suessiales; Symbiodiniaceae.
AUGCCUUGGAAUGGUGUCAAGGAGUGGGAGGGGCACAAUGAGGCAGACGAGCAUUGUUCUGGCCGUCCAGGAGCAGUCAUUGCAGGCGCACAUCCACACAGCAUGGGGAAGUGCUGGGCGCAAGCUCGAGAAGAGAUGCAGAAAAGGGCCUGCGUGGAGGAGGAGCUGCAGGAACUGCGAGCAGAGAAGAGCAAAUUGCAAGAAGAACUCCGGAACGUGGCAGAAGUCGCUAAAGGCUCACUUGAGACCUCGAUGCCGGCCAGACACGUUGGUGGGUCCUCUACACCUUCUUCACAAUCGGUCAUCGCCGACCCGUUGGUGAGACCUGAGCUACCCACAGAGGGGCCCGCUCAGAACUGUUCAGACAACUGCAAGAACCGUUGCAACAUGAUGUGA